Molecule: messenger RNA, 1618 nt
Organism: Centropristis striata (black sea bass)
Lineage: Eukaryota; Metazoa; Chordata; Actinopteri; Perciformes; Serranidae
Gene: myoc
Product: myocilin
Exons: 5
Coding region: 1-1440 (479 amino acids)
Biological process (GO): signal transduction; osteoblast differentiation
Cellular component (GO): Golgi apparatus
Source: RefSeq, a predicted model, not a curated record
AUGUUCCUCCUUCUCUCGUUGUGUGUGUGUGGUCUCCUGCUGCGAGGGGACGCACAGGACCGAGCUGCUCUGUGGAGAGGGAACGACCGGAGUGGACGAUGCCAGUACACCUUCACGGUCCCCAGCCCCGCAGAGGCCAGCUGCCCGCAGACCGGAGGCCCCGAGGUGGAGGGCCUGAAGGCUAGACUCAGCCUGCUGGAGGUGCUGGUGUCCCGCCUCACUGGAGGGGACACUGUGACCACCCAAGGGACCGGAGCAAGAGCUCAGCCUGGGCUUCAGGAGGCGCUGAACAGGGUCACGGGGGAGAGGAACCUGCUGCAGGGGGAGAAACGGCGUCUGGAGCAGGAGCUGGAGGGGCUUCAGCGCAGGAUGGAGGAGAUGAGGAGGGAGACGGAGAGGCUGAGGAACAGACCCUGUCCUCCACAGGCCCCCGUGGUUCAACCUAACCCCUCUCUGCAGGACAGUGGCCUGAUGAGACCUGCUGGGGGUUCCAGUCAGAUGUCGCACCUGGUGAACAGGCCCGACAGGCAGGGAGACAGCAGCAGUUUGAGAGACUCAGCAUGGCAGUACGGACCCCCGGGCUUCCAGGAGCUGAAGGCUGAGGUGACAGAGGUACCUGCUCCUGAUGGAUCUGAGGACAACACAGGUUGUGGGGAGUUAGUUUCAGUUGGCGAGCCGGUCACUCACAGGAAGGCCGACAGCAUAGCAGGUAAAUACGGGGUUUGGAUGCAGGACCCUGAGGCCGUCUCCCCCUACGGACCCAACAUGGUCUGGCGCAUCGACACCAUUGGCUCAGACGUCAGGCAGCUGUUUGGCUAUGAAGACAUGGAGCAACUCUCUAAAGGCUUCCCGUCAAAGGUCCUGGUGCUGCCGGAGCUGGUGGAGAGCACCGGGGCCACUCUGUAUCGAGGCUCUCUGUAUUAUCAGAGGCGCCGUAGCCGCUCCCUCAUCCGCUUCGACCUGGCCUCCGAGACCAUCGCAGCCCGCCGUGAUCUCCCCCACGCCGGCUUCCACGGCCAGUUCCCGUACUCCUGGGGCGGCUACACGGACAUCGACCUCUCCGUGGACGAGAGCGGGCUGUGGGCCGUCUACUCCACCACCAAGGCCAAAGGAGCCAUCGUGAUCUCACAGCUGGACCCGCACAACCUGGAGGUGAAGAGGAGCUGGGAGACGAACAUCAGGAAGAACACGGUCGCCAACUCCUUCAUCAUCUGCGGCAGGAUGUACACGGUGGCCAGCUACACGGCGCCCGACACCCUCAUCAACUUUGUGUACGACACUGAAACCGGCCAGGGGAAGUCCGUGUCCAUCCCCUUCAGGAACAAGUACCGCUACAACAGCAUGAUCGACUAUAACCUGGCUCAGAGGAAGCUGUUCGCCUGGGACAACUUCCACAUGGUGUCCUAUGACGUCAGGCUGGGCCGCCAGCAGGCCAACUGAGGACGCCACACGUGACUGUUAAAAAAGCUCACCUGUUCCUGCUUCCAGGAGCUUUAAUGUGUGUGGUAGUAGUAGUUAUGAAGCCAUCAGUAUCACCAUGUAGAACAGCUGUUCUCAACCUUGGGGUCGGGACCCCAAUUAGGGUCGUAAGAUGAUUUCUGGGGGUCGCCAAAUCAUU